Aureobasidium vineae is the source of this 1068-nucleotide messenger RNA. Lineage: Eukaryota; Fungi; Ascomycota; Dothideomycetes; Dothideales; Saccotheciaceae. The record is from the annotation of a GenBank genome assembly.
AUGUGCAAAUCAACAUUCCACUCAUUCCUCCAGCAGCUCCCCAAAUGCGAGCAUCACAUGCACUUGGAGGGCUCGCUCUCUCCUGAGGUUCUGUUCACACUGGCUAAGCGCAACAACAUCACCCUGCCUCAAGAUGACCCUGCUUUCCAAUCGCCAGAGACUCUCCUGGCACGUUACGAUCGCUUUACUUCUCUGGACGAUUUCUUGCACUACUACUAUAUCGGCAUGUCCGUUCUGAUCUCGGACUCUGACUUUGAGGAUCUGGCCAUGGACUACUUCCGCCACGCCGCAGCAGACGGUGUGGCCCACGCGGAGGUCUUCUUCGAUCCCCAGGCACACAUUGAGCGCGGUAUCUCUUACAACACCGUUCUUACUGGUUUCAGUGCAGCUCGUGCUCGUGCUCAGAAGGAGUUUGGCAUUACCAGCGAGCUGAUCUGCUGUUUCCUGCGUCAUUUGCCUGUGCCCAACUGUGUGUCCAUGUUCAAGGACGCCGAUGUCCAGGCCAGCUUCAAAAACGGCUCGGUCACUGGAAUUGGUCUUGACUCCAGCGAGAAGCCCUUCCCUCCCGCUCUGUUCGAGGAGAUUUACGCCGGAGCCAAGGAGCUCGGUCUUCGUCGCACUGCUCACGCUGGUGAGGAAGGCCCAUCCACUUUCAUCUCUGACUCUCUGGAUAUCCUCAAGGUUGAGCGUAUCGACCACGGUAUCCGCUUGAUCGAGGACGAUGCUCUGCUCCAGAAGAUCGCCAAGGACGGCACUAUGCUCUCCGUGUGCCCCUUGAGCAAUGUGCUGUUGCGCUGUGUCAAGGAAGUCAAGGAAGUGCCCAUCCGCAAGUUCUUGGACGCUGGCGUCAAGUUCAGCAUCAACAGUGAUGACCCGGCUUACUUUGGAGGCUAUAUCCUUGACAACUACUGCGCUGUGCACGAGGCCUUUGAUCUGUCGGUGGCCGAGUGGACGAGCAUCUGCCGUGCCGGCAUCGAGGGCAGUUGGUGCUCUCAGGCCAGAAAGGACGAAAUGCUGGCUCGUCUCGAUGAGGUCGUCCGCCUCUGGGCUCCUAAGCUUUCUGCUUAA